This is a messenger RNA of Miniopterus natalensis, 3011 nucleotides long. It is a transcript of the gene SLC26A8, whose product is annotated as solute carrier family 26 member 8. Gene Ontology annotation, biological process: transmembrane transport. Gene Ontology annotation, cellular component: membrane. NCBI's taxonomy places the organism in Eukaryota, Metazoa, Chordata, Mammalia, Chiroptera, Miniopteridae. The record is from RefSeq and is a predicted model, not a curated record.
AUGCAACCGGAGAGGAGCGUUCAAGGUGAUGACUCUAGAUGUAGGGAAAAUUCUUACACGUACGAUGUUAAGCGAGAUGUGUACAACGAGGAGACCUUUCAACAGGAACACAGAAGGAAGUCUGGCUCCUCCGGGAACUUCGACGUUGACAUCACCACGUUCAGACACCACGUCCAGUGCAGCUGCUCAUGGGACAAGUUCCUGAGAUGCAUGCUUACGGUGUUUCCCUUCCUAGAGUGGAUGUGUUUGUACCGAUUCAAGGAUUGGCUUCUUGGAGACUUACUUGCAGGUGUAAGUGUUGGCCUUGUGCAAGUUCCCCAAGUCCUGACGUUUAGUUUGCUGGCAAGGCAACUGAUUCCUCCUCUCAAUAUCUCAUAUGCGGCUUUCUGUUCUUCGAUAGUUUAUGUAAUUUUUGGAUCAUGUCAUCAAAUGUCCAUUGGUUCCUUCUUUCUUUUGAGCGCCCUGAUGAUUAAUGUCCUGAAGCUGUACCCAUUCAACAGCGGCCACCUCAUCCUGGGAACUUUCAUCAAAGAGGAUUUUUCGAACCCCUACUUCUUUACGGCCUAUAACAGAUCCCUGAGUGUGGUGGCAUCCACAACAUUUGUGACUGGGAUUAUUCAGCUCUCGAUGGGCGUGCUAGGUUUUGGCUUUGUGGCAACUUACCUCCCGGAGGCCACGAUCAGCGCCUACCUGACGGCCGCGGCCCUGCACCUGAUACUGUCCCAGCUGGCGUUCAUCUUCGGGAUUAUGAUCAGCUUCCACGCCGGCCCCAUCUCCUUCUUCCAGAACAUACUUAACUACUGUAUGUCUCUCCCAAAAGCUAAUUCCACCAGCAUCCUGCUAUUUCUAACUGCUGUUGUCGCUCUGAGAAUCAACAAAUGUAUCAGGAUCUCCUUCAAUCAGUAUCCCCUUGAGUUUCCCAUGGAGGUUUUCCUGGUCCUUGGCUUCAGUGCGCUAGCGAGCAAGGUGAGCAUGGCCACCGAAACCAGCAGGAGCUUCGUGGACAUGAUUCCCUACAGAUUCCUGCUUCCUGUAACGCCAGACUUCAGAGAUCUGCGGGAAAUUAUUUUGGAUGCCUUCUCCUUAUCGUUAGUGAGCUCCUCACUGCUCAUAUUUCUGGGCAAGAAGAUUGCCAAUUUCCAUAACUAUAGAGUCAAUUCCAACCAGGAUUUAAUAGCCAUUGGCCUUUGCAAUGUCAUCAGCUCAUUUUUCAGAUCUUGCGUGUUUACCGGUGCUAUUGUCAGGACUGUUAUCCAGGAUAAAUCUGGAGGAAGACAGCAGUUUGCAUCUCUGGUAGGAGCAGGUGUGAUGCUGCUCCUGAUGGUGAAGGUGGGAAGCUUUUUCUACGACCUGCCAAAUGCUGUGCUGGCUGGUAUUGUUGUGAGCAACGUCCUACCCUACCUUGAAAGCAUUUACUACCUACCCAGCCUGUGGAGGCAGAGCCCAUGCGACUGUAUUAUUUGGAUUGUGACAUUCAUAUCUGCAAUUUUCCUGGGACUGGACGUGGGACUACUUGUCUCACUGGCCUUUACCUUCUUCAUGAUCACCAUUCAGUCACACAGAACCAAGAUCCUUCUCCUGGGCCAGAUCCCCAACACCAACAUUUACAGGAACAUCAGCGACUACCGGGAGCUCAUAACCAUUCCCGGGGUGAAGAUCUUCCAGUGCUGCAACUCCAUCACCUUCGUCAACGUGCACGAGCUGAAGCGCAAGCUGCUGCAGGAGGUGGAGAUGGUGAGGGUGCCCCUCAAGGAGGAGGAGAUGUUCAGGCUGUUCUCUGAGAGCGAGGGCGGCUCGCGGGUGGAGCAGCUCUGCCGGUGUUUCUGCAACUGCGACGAGCUGGAGCCGCCGCCCCGGAUUGUUUACACAGAGCGAUUUGAAAGCAAAUGGGACCACAAGCCAUCCUCCAUCAACCUGAUCAGCUGCACACGUUUGGACAGUGGGAGCUCGAGCCAAACUUCAUACAGCGACCAAAUGCCGUACGUGGUAUCUCCCACAUUUCAGAGAAAUCAAGAGCAAAACUGUGACAAUAUGGAGAAAAUUUGGCUUCCUAAUAAACCCGCUAGAAACAACUUGAGGCAAUUUGCCGAUGCUUCUGACAGCCACGUCAGGAGUCACUCAGUCAUCCGUUACUCAGAUUCGUCUUUUCUGCCCUGUGCUCACACUAUCAUCCUGGACUUCUCCAUGGUGCACUUUGUGGACUCACGGGCUACAGUCAUAUUGAGACAGAUGUGCAACGCCUUCCAAAACGCCAACAUUCUGGUGCUCAUUGCAGGGAGUCACUCUUCUGUGGUCAGGACCUUUGAGAGGAACGACUUCUUUGAUGCUGGCAUCACCAAGGCCCAACUCUUCCUCAGCCUCCAUGACGCUGUGCUGUUUGCCUUGUCAAGGAAGCUUCCAGAGUCCUCCGAGUUAAGCAUGGACGAAUCUGAGACAGUGAUACAGGAAACCUAUUCAGAAACAGAUAAGGGUGCAAAUUCGAGACAUAAAAUAAACAGCGGUGUUCUAGAAGUGCCCCCAAAUAUAAGUCCCAUCUUCACCAAGAUGCCGAGGCCACGGAUAGAGGAGGAGUCACAGAUAGACCUGGAGCUGGACGCCAUACUGGAGUCGGACCGAGAGAACGAGCUGGACCAGGACCCCGAGCUGGAGCCGGAGUCGGAGCUGGAGCCGGAGACGGAGCUCGACUUCGACCCCGAGCCUGACCCCGAGACCGAGCUGGAGCCGGAGUUCGAGCCUGAGCCUGAGCCCAAGUCCAGGCCCAGGUCGCAGACUUACCCUCGGCAGCAGUACUGGUCUCCCGGCUCCGCAGGUCAGAGUCAGCCUAGGACACAGUCGGUGGACAGGAGACAUCUACAGAUGAAUUCAUAUUCACCUAAGGACAGUGACACUGAGGAUCCCUAGAAAAUGAACCGGGGAAAAGGGUCCGAUUCCCUUGACAAAUCCUCCCACCCAGACGGGGUCGCUUGGCCAGGAGCCCCAGACUGGUUACAGACUGGCAGGGCUCGCCUAGG